AUGAGCGCUGCGGCGCUUCGGGCGGACGUCGCGGGCGACUCGACGCCCGGCUCCGACGUCGGCGAGCGGAUAACACGUCUUUUUCCCAAGUGCCGCCCAAAAAACAUGCAGCACCAACACGACAGGUUGACCUCCAGCCUGGAGGGUCGGGACACAAACAACGUGAACAACGCCUCGUCGGACGACGAGAGAGGCAACGAGGGCCUGGUCAUACUCAACUCUAAAGGAGGCACAUACAAACUAAGAGACUCAAGGAUCAUAGAAAUAGCAGGAGGUCGAGAGCUGUACUCUCAGAGCCGAACGAAGGCUGUGCGCAAGCUGAGACAUAACAACACGCACAAACACAACCUCAGGAACAAAGUGCGCUCCCUCACCAAGGACACCGUGGACUACGGCGCAGAUAAUCUUGUUAACGAGAUAUCUCUACACCGAAUAAACAAUGAGCCUAAAAAAAUGAUAUCUCGGCACACGUCGCCUACUUAUACGAACGGUGCCCGAGACCGGAUCAUUGAACAAAGCACUAUGGGCAUACCGAAGAAUAGCUCACCAAUACUCGACCCCCAUAAGACCACUGACGUUAGCACUAAAAGUAGUCCCAUAGCUGUCGUGGCCGACGGCGAAGUGGUCGUUUUCGACGACGGAGACGAUUGGAAAGGUUUGAGGACGGAACCUGAAGCCAGUGAUGAUGAGAUCGAUAUGAGUGUUAAGAGAACUUUAGACAAUAUUAAAAACGGUGGUAGUGAACUAAACAAUAAGAGUGAAGUGAGUGAUGGAAGUGAGUCGUCUCCGUCGCGUGAUGAUGUCAGGUUGAGUGAUGCGAGCCCUUCAGGGGUGUGGCUGUCAGGGGAUGAGGAUAAGAGCAGGGUGACCAGGGUGAUAGGUGAACUGCCGAUUGCUGAGUACGAAGGCUCGCCAAGAAGAUAUGGAAUUGGGUCCCAGAAGACUGCAAGAUCGCCGAGGCCUGGAUUUCCUCAGAGGGUAGUAACAGAAAGCAGAGACGUGACUCCACCUUCGAGCUCUACUGCAUUUGACUACCUAUACGAGUUUUCGGAGACAAGAAAGGUAUUGGAAGAGUUUUUCCGGUGCCCCACCACGCAGUCGGGUCAAGCACAACUCAACACCAACGACGAAAUUGUUAACUUCCAGGAGUUAGACUAUGAACUGCGACGUCAAACCGCGGAGUGUCCGUCAGAGAACGGAGUGGAGGGCGGCAGCGAGUCGGAGUGGCCGCAAACCACCGAUACCCUGGACUCGCCUCACACCCCACAUAACCACACCAACUUUUUAGGACUACAGACACGCACGGGUGCGCUGGGAGCGCUGGGUGCACUGGGCGCGCUGGGCCCGCUCGGCGCAGACCCGCGCGCUCUGCGCGUGGGCGCGGCGUGGAGCGGCUCGGCCUCGCCCGCCGCCGCCGCCAGGGACGUGCCCUUCGCGCUCUCCACCGACACCAGCGACACGGCCAGCGAACUGUCGCUCAUCAUCAUGGAGAACGAACUCUCCGAGAUGAAAGUUCAAAUGGACAAGGACUGUGGAUUAGUGGCACAAUUACCUAUGGUAGAAGAUGGGUUGUCAUCGGGACACGCUUCUGAUACUGACAACAAUAACCAAUUGAGACAGAACUCAGUUGUGAUAAAAGAGAUAGUGGAGAACGGAACGAGUACGGAUGCGCACGUGUUGUCCGAUGCGGAUCUACAUUCGUUGGAUCCGUUAGCAUGUGGCGAAUCAGCGCCUCCUCCGCCUGCGCCUGCGCCGCACCGCCCUCCUUCGCCGAUCAUCGUGCCGCUCGUGCACGCGCCGCACGCGUCACUCGCGACCGUGUCGCCACACGCGCCACACGCGCCGCACGCGCCGCACGUGUCACACGCGUCACACGGCGGACACACGCCGCAUCACCACCACACACAUCAUGAUGAUGUUUAUCCGCCAAGGAAAAGACCAUCAUCUGCGCAAAGCACGGAAUCUGUAGAAAUUAAACCAGCAAGCGGAGAUGAAGAUGAAGCUGACACAGAUCUUGAGACUGACAGACUGCUAGGUCAGCAAAGAACAGAUGAUCAAGGAUUCUUCGACGACAAAGGAUGGCGCAAACCGAAAUCACGUACAGUGAUGCCGGGUGGUGGCGCCGUUGCCGCCAGGUCGCCUCACUCUCACGAUGCUGGAGACAGUCGAGACGAAGACGGGAUGCACAAUGGGAAGGACAAAGAUGCAAAGAAAAAGAGCAAAAAUAAGGAAGACGUAAACCGUUCAGUACUCAUAGAAGGCGUAUUAUUCCGGGCGCGGUAUCUCGGGUCCACGCAACUGGCGUGCGAGGGUCAGCCUACAAAGGCAACAAGGAUGCUACAGGCUGAGGAGGCUGUCUCCAGGAUUAAGGCUCCUGAAGGUGAAAACCAGCCAAGCACGGAGGUGGAUCUAUUCAUUUCAACGGAAAAAAUAAUGGUUUUGAACACGGAAUUGAAGGAGAUCAUGAUGGAUCACGCGUUAAGAACCAUUUCAUAUAUCGCUGAUAUAGGAGAUCUUGUUGUGCUCAUGGCGAGAAGACGGUUUGUGCCUCACGAGAAUGACUCAGAUCAACCGAAAUUGAACAGGACACCGAAAAUGAUUUGUCACGUCUUUGAAAGUGAAGAGGCACAAUUCAUAGCACAGUCUAUAGGUCAAGCAUUCCAAGUAGCCUACAUGGAGUUUUUGAAGGCAAACGGCAUCGAAGACCAUAGCUUCGUCAAAGAGAUGGACUAUCAAGAAGUGCUGAACAGUCAGGAGAUCUUUGGAGAUGAACUGCAGAUGUUUGCUAAGAAAGAGUUGCAGAAAGAGGUGGUGGUACCGAAGACAAAGGGUGAAAUAUUGGGUGUGGUUGUGGUGGAAUCGGGCUGGGGAUCAAUGUUACCCACUGUUGUUAUCGCCAACCUGGCACCAGCAGGAGCAGCUGCGAGAUGUGGACAGUUAAAUAUAGGCGAUCAAAUAAUUGCCAUAAACGGCGUAUCCCUAGUAGGGUUGCCACUCUCCACUUGUCAAACAUACAUAAAGAACUCUAAGCAACAGACCGUGGUAAAGUUAACCGUGGUCCCCUGCGCACCCGUCGUCGAGGUCAAGAUCAAAAGACCUGAUACCAAGUACCAACUCGGCUUUAGUGUCCAAAAUGGAGUGAUCUGCAGCCUUUUGCGUGGUGGGAUCGCCGAACGCGGCGGGGUACGCGUGGGGCACCGCAUCAUAGAGAUCAACUCGCAGAGCGUCGUGGCCGUACCGCACGAGCGGAUCGUCAACCUGCUCGCCACCUCUGUCGGGGAGAUCCUAAUGAAAACGAUGCCGACGUCGAUGUUCAGGUUGCUGACGGGCCAAGAGAACCCCGUAUUCAUCUAA
This is a messenger RNA of Arctia plantaginis, 3354 nucleotides long. The record is from the annotation of a GenBank genome assembly. Lineage: Eukaryota; Metazoa; Arthropoda; Insecta; Lepidoptera; Erebidae.